UACCGUCCACAAAUUUAUAGCUAACGGUAUUCAACCAUAAUUAUGCCAUAUGUUCAAUUUAUUACGUUAACCUCCUGGUUAGUGAAGCUGUAGUUUCGAGCGUUCUCUUUAUAGUAACACGGACCUAAAACAGGAGUUACACCGGAAGCGACUUCAUGCACCGGUUUAUAUUAGUGUGUUAAAUAACCAACAUUUUCUAAAUUGUAAUUCUGUCAAAUGUCCUAUUUAUUUACCAUUUGUUUAUGUACACAUAUGUUUAUAGCUUAUUCUGUCUAUGUGUAACGUCAAAGCAAAAAAAGGUAAACUCCUGUGCUGGAUUAGUGCUACUGGCUGCUACACAGCAACAACUAACUAUAAUGCUAACUUAUUAUUUCUGUGUGUCUAUAUAUGUAUGUGUGCCUAUAUACAUAUUCAUAUAUAUGUGUGUGUGUGUGUGUGUGUGUGUAUAUAUACGUACACAUACGGUCAUAUUGUUAUGCAUAAGUUAUUAUUGUUGUUGUUAUUAUGAUUUUAGUUACAGUAGUUGUAGUAUUGCCCAUAUCAUUUUAAACAUGUAUAUUACAAACACAUACAGGUUAAUUUACUGACAUAUUCUGUAAUCUAAAACAAAAAGGUAUCCUCGCAAGCAUAACUCAGAAUACAGAUGUGGACCCUGUUAUGUUUCCAGAAUUGACUGGCAAGUGUCAAAAUUCGCAGACUCGUGCCAAGCAGCACUUCUAAUGAUGUCCUUAAUGUGCUGCGAUGUCAUAUUUCAGCAAUCAGAAUGGCCCAGGGGAUACCAGACGAGAUCAUGAUGGAUGGUGCGCUGAUAGAGGACUUGGCAGAGGUGGCAAAAGAUGAAGCACUUCUGCAGGGCGUCCUCAUGAGGAUCCAAGAGUCCUCCAACUCGUCGGAGCUGGUGACGUACGCUCCGUUCACGCUCUUCCCUACACCUGUGCCCAAGGCUGUGUUCCACCAGGCUCUGGCGGUGCAAACGCACUACAACACGCUGGUGGACAAGAUCAGCCAGGAUUCAGACUUUCUGCAAGAGGCUCUGGCUAGCACCAUUGAAGUGGACGAUUUCACAGCAAGGUUGUUCAGGAUCCACCAACAAAUCCUAAAAGAAGGAAAGGCUCAGUCUGUUGUGUUGGGUCUCAAUCGGUCCGACUACAUGCUGGACCAGGGGGAGGACGGGUCGUCGUCUCUGAAGCAGAUAGAAAUCAACACCAUUGCUGCCAGUUUCGGAGGUCUCUCAUCACGCACGCCAGAUGUUCACCGACACGUCCUUAAGGUGGCUGGUAAACUGGAGGAGAGCCAACGGAUCCCAGACAACAACCCUGCCUCUGGUCUAGCCGGCGCUGUUGCCAAAGCCUGGGAGCUCUAUGGAUCAGAGAGAGCAGCCGUCAUGUUCUUGGUGGAGGAGAGCCAAAGGAACAUCUUUGAUCAUCGAUACAUAGAGAGCGAACUGUGGAAGAGGAACAUUCCCACCAUAAGAAAGCGCUUCGACCAUGUUAGUAAAACAGGGUCCCUUGAUCAGGACAAGAAGCUAUUUGUUGACGGCCACGAGGUGGCAGUGGUGUACUUCAGGAAUGGCUACAUGCCUCAGAACUACAUUUCCGAACAGACCUGGGACGCUCGUCUCCUGAUGGAGCGCUCUCUGGCCGUGAAAUGUCCAGAUAUCAGCACUCACCUGGCUGGAACCAAGAAGGUCCAGCAGGUGCUCGCCAGACCCGGAGUCCUGGAGCGGUUCUUCCCCGACCAGCCCCGAGUAGUCGAGCAGAUCAGAGCGACGUUCGCUGGCCUCUACACUCUAGACAUGGGACCAGAGGGUGACAAAACGGUAGCAAUGGCUUUGGCAGCACCGGACCGGUUUGUCCUGAAGCCCCAGCGAGAAGGAGGAGGGAACAACAUCUAUGGAUCGGAGAUCUGCCGGGUCCUGCAGGCAGCGAAGGGGACCACGGAGAGGACGGCCUACAUUCUGAUGGACAAAAUCCACCCCGCCCCAGUACAGAACUACCUCCUGAGACGAGACGCCCCUCUCAAAAUCAGUAACUGUCUCAGUGAGCUGGGAGUGUUUGGAGCAUAUGUCAGGCGAGGUAAAGACACGUUGAUGAACGAGUGCGCGGGCCAUCUGCUGAGGACCAAGAGUUCCGAGCACUUGGACGGAGGCGUGGCAGCGGGAGUGGCCGUGCUCGACAACCCUCUCCUCGUCUGAGAACUCGCUCCUUUCCAACAACUAAAUGUACAAGUAGACUGAAGCCGGUAUCUCUCACUUUUGAUAUUUUGAUAGAAAGCCUCACUGUCGCUCUUUUAGCGACAUGGUG
This is a messenger RNA of Anarrhichthys ocellatus (wolf-eel), 2303 nucleotides long. RefSeq names its product glutathione synthetase (gene gss). The record is from RefSeq and is a predicted model, not a curated record. The transcript has 12 exons. The coding region runs from base 764 to 2194 and encodes 476 amino acids. Gene Ontology annotation, biological process: glutathione biosynthetic process. Gene Ontology annotation, cellular component: cytosol. Gene Ontology annotation, molecular function: glutathione synthase activity; ATP binding; glutathione binding. Lineage: Eukaryota; Metazoa; Chordata; Actinopteri; Perciformes; Anarhichadidae.